CGGGUCGGGGAGGGGCAGUAAGAGAAGGGAUGUGUGUCUGUGUGUGUGGAGGGGUGCUCCUUCGCUCCUGCUUUCCCAGGCUGGUGGGUUCCCUUUGUGGCCACCUGGGGCGACGUCUUAGGCAGUCGUGGUUCCUGUGAUCUGUGUCCUCUUUGCAGAAGUCCUGUGUCCGUCCAGCUCAUGUGCUGUGUGUGUCUGUAAAGCCUCAUUCCGUGCCGUCUGGCAGGGAGCUCCAUCUCAUCUCAUCAUCUCACGGCCCUGGCACUGCCUCAGCAUGGCCAUCUCAUCACGCCUCGCCCUUUGGGAGCAGAAGAUUCGGGAAGAGGACAAGAGCCCUCCGCCCUCCUCGCCCCCUCCCCUUUUCUCUGUCAUCCCAGGGGGCUUCAUCAAGCAACUGGUCCGGGAGACUGAAAAAGAGGCCAAGGAAGCGAGACAGAGGAAACGGUCAGCCCUCGCCUCUCCAGAACGAGAGACCCCAGAAAUUCCCGUCAGCCAACCCAGCAGCAAGUCCAGCGGUGGCAGCAGACCUGGAAGCCAGCAGAUCUCUCAGGAAAACCAGUCAAGCUCUCCUGGGAGCUCGGACAUUCUGGGCAAGGCGAGCGAGGGGGCCGGCAGCCCCGACCCUGAGCGGAUGACCAGCAUCAAUGGUGAGAAGGCCCAGGAGCUGGGCUCCAGUGCGACACCAGCCAAAAAGACCCUCCCCUUCAAGAGGGGCGUGAGGAGGGGUGAUGUAUUGUUGAUGGUGGCCAAGCUGGACCCGGACUCAGCCAAGCCAGAGAGGACUCAUUCCCAUGACACCCCCUCUUGCAAAACCCCAUCCCCAGCUGCAGACCCUGGAAAGGAAAAGAAAGGGGAGACCUCUAGGACUCCUUGUGGCCCCCAGGCCAGCACCGAGAUCUUGGCCCCAAAAGCUGAGAAGACCAGGACUGGGGGUCUUGGUGACCCAGGCCAAGGAACAGUGGCACUGAAAAAAGGGGAAAAGGGUCAAAGCAUAGUGGGGAAGGCGGGUGGGGUCCCCAAGACCAAAGAGCUGAAAGAGGGUGAGCCCCAGGACAAAGACAGCCAGGGGACCAGGCCCCCAGCCCAAGGGCCCAGCGAGGGGGUGCAGGUGGGGACAGCGGAGAAGGAGGGAGGGGAGCCCACAAACAUGGUGGAGAAGGGGGAUGUCUCCAAGGAGGCAGGGAGUGAAGGGAAGCAUGUUGGGCCCCAAAUUCCAGGCAGAAAGUGGGGAGGUUUCCUGGGAAGAAGGAGUAAGUGGGACGGUCCCCAGAAUAAGAAGGACAAAGAAGUGCUCUUAAGUAAGGGAAGGAAGACAGGUGAGCCUCAGACCCAGAUGGAGAAGACAAGCCAAGUACAGGGCAAGCCGGGGGAUGAUCUGAGAGUGGGAGAGAAAGCAGGUGAGCUUCAGAGCUCAACUGGGAGGGCAGGUGAGUCCUGGGAUAAGAAGGAAAAGAUGGGGCAACCCCAGGGUAAGUCUGGGAAGGCAGGUGAAGUUCGGAGUCAGAUUAAGAAGGGCUGUGAAGCCCCAAACGAGGUGGGUACAAUGGUGGAGCCGCCAGCAGCUGCGGGGAAGGGAGGCUGGCCAGGAAGCCGUGGGCAGGAAGUAGAGGAGCCCUGCUCAAGAGCAGAUGACAGGGCUGGUGCCCUGGAGACAGAGCUGGAAGGACUCAGCCAGCCUCCUCUGGAGAAGGAUGCAGAAAGGCCUCGGAUACCAAAGGAUAACCAAGAUGGGCUGGCCCCACAGGAGGCAGGCAGAGGAGGCCACAGCAGAGACGCAGACCAGGCUCCUGAGGACAGAUGGUAUGAGGCACAGAAAGUCUGGCUGGCUCAGAAGGAUGGAUUUAUCCUUGCUACGAUGCUAAAGCCAGAUGAGGGAACAGCAGACCUGCCAGCAGGAAGGGUGAGACUUUGCAUCAAUGCUGACCAAACCAUCACUGAGGUAGAUGAGGAGCAUGUCCAUAGGGCCAACCCCCCUGAGCUGGACCAGGCCGAGGACCUGGCCUCUCUCAUCAGUGUCAACGAGUCCAGUGUCCUGAACACGCUUCUGCAGCGCCACAGGGCUCAGCUGCCGCACACGUGCACAGGGCCUGAUCUGAUCGUCCUCCAGCCCCGGGGGCCUUCGAUGCCCUCUGCAGGGAAGGUGCCCAGGAGUCGCCGGGAUGGCCUGCCCGCCCACGUUGGCUCCAUGGCCCAGCGGGCAUACUGGGCACUGCUGAACCAUUGGAGAGACCAGAGCAUUGUGGCACUGGGCCGGAGUGGCGCUGGGAAGACCUCCUGCUGUGAGCAGGUCCUGGAGCACCUGGUGGGGAUGGCAGGCAGUCUGGAUGGCAGGGUCUCAGUGGAGAAGAUCCGAGCCACCUUCACCAUCCUUCGGGCCUUCGGCUCGGUGUCCGUGGCCCACAGCUGCAGUGCCACCCGGUUCGCCAUGGUGAUGUCACUGGACUUCAACGCCACAGGCCGCAUCACGGCUGCUCAGCUCCAGACAAUGCUUUUGGAGAAGAGCCGCGUGGCACGGCAGCCAGAAGGCGAAAGUAACUUCCAGGUUUUCUCCCAGAUGUUGGCUGGAUUGGACCUGGAUCUCAGGACGGAGCUGAACCUGCACCACAUGGCAGAGAGCAGCUCCUUUGGCAUGGGUGUGUGGUCCAAGCCUGAAGAUAAGCAGAAGGCAGCAGCUGCCUUUGCCCAGCUCCAGAGUGCCAUGGAGACGCUGGGCAUUUCAGAGAGCGAGCAGCGGGCCAUUUGGCGGGUCUUGGCAGCCAUCUACCACCUGGGCGCGGCAGGGGCCUGCAAAGUGGGUCGGAAGCAGUUCAUGAGGUUUGAGUGGGCAAAUUAUGCAGCUGAGGCCCUGGGCUGUGAGUAUGAGGAACUGAACACGGCCACCUUCAAGCACCAUCUCCGACAGAUCAUCCAGCAAGUGACGUUUGGGCCAAGGCGAUGGGGCCUCGAGGACGAGGAAGCCAGCUCAGGGCUCAAGAUGACAGGCAUGGAGUGUGUGGAGGGGAUGGCCUCCGGCCUGUACCAGGAGCUCUUUGUGGCCGUGGUCUCACUCAUCAACAGGUCCUUCUCCUCCCACCAUCUCUCCAUGGCCUCCAUUAUGGUGGUGGACUCUCCAGGCUUCCAGAACCCCCGGCACCAGGGCAAGGACCGGGCGGCCACCUUUGAGGAGCUGUGCCACAACUACACCCACGAACGCCUGCAGCUGCUCUUCUACCAGCGGACCUUUGUCUCCACGCUGGAGCGAUAUCGAGAGGAAGGUGUUCCUGUGCAGUUUGACCUCCCGGACCCCUCCCCGGGGGCCACUGUGGCUGUUGUGGAUCAGAAUCCCUCUCAGGUCCGCUUACCAGCUGGAGGAGGUGCUCAGGAUGCCAGAGGCCUUUUCUGGGUCUUGGAUGAGGAAGUCCGAGUAGAGGGCUCCAGUGACAGUGUGGUGCUUGAGCGUCUGUGUACCGCCUUCGAGAAGAAAGAAGCUGGGACUGAAGGGUCCUCUGCCCUGCGGGCCUGUGAGCAGCCCCUCCAGUGUGAGAUUUUCCACCAGCUGGGACGGGACCCUGUGCGCUACGACCUCACGGGCUGGCUCCACAGAGCCAAGCCCAACCUCUCAGCCCUGGAUGCACCCCAGAUCCUGCAGCAGUCAAAAAGGGAGGAGCUGCGGAGUCUAUUCCAGGCCCGGGCCAAGCUGCCUCCUGUGUGCCGGGCUGUGGGGGGCCUGGAGGGCACCUCCCAGCAGGCCCUGCAGAGGAGCCGCAUGGUGAGGAGGACAUUUGCCAGCAGCCUUGCCGCGGUGAGGAGGAAAGCCCCGUGCUCCCAGAUCAAGCUGCAGAUGGAUGCACUGGUCCGCAUGAUCAGAAAGUCCCAGCUGCACUUUAUCCACUGCCUGGUACUGAACCCUGUGGUGGAAAGCAGGAAUGGGCAGGAAUCUCCAACGCCACCACAGCCUGGUGGAGACAAGCCUGGGGCAGGUAGGCCCCUGGCCUUGGAUAUCCCAGCACUGAGGGUCCAGCUGGCUGGGUUCCACAUCCUGGAGGCUCUGCGUCUGCACAGGACAGGCUAUGCUGACCACAUGGGGCUCACUCACUUCCGCCGGCAAUUCCAGGUGCUGGACCCUCCACUCUUGAAGAAGCUCAUGUCGACCUCCGAGGGAAUAGAUGAAAGGAAGGCUGUGGAGGAGCUCCUGGAGACCUUGGAUCUGGAAAAGAAGGCAGUGGCUCUGGGGCACAGCCAAGUUUUUCUCAAAGCAGGUGUGAUCUCUAGGCUUGAGAAGCAGCGAGAGAAGCUGGUCUCUCCGAGCAUCGUGCUCUUCCAGGCGGCUUGCAAGGGUUUUCUGUCUCGCCGGGAAUUCAAGAAGCUGAAGAUUCGCCGACUGGCUGCACAGUGCAUCCAGAAGAAUGUGGCCGUGUUCCUCUCAGUCAAGGACUGGCCAUGGUGGCAGCUCCUGGGAUCUCUCCGGCCCCUCCUUAGUGCCACCAUUGGAAAUGAGCAGCUCCGAGCCAAGGAGGAGGAGCUUACAACGCUGAGACGGAAGCUAGAAAAAUCAGAGAAGUUGCGGAAUGAGCUCCGGCAGAACACAGAUACGCUAGAAAGCAAGAUUGCUGACUUGACCACUGAACUUGCCGAUGAGCGCUUCAAAGGUGAUGUGGCCUGCCAGGUGCUGGAGAGUGAGCGGGCAGAGCGGCUACAGGCCUUCCGGGAGAUCCAGGAGCUCAAGAGCAAGUAUGAACAAGUCCAGAAAAAACUGGGAGAUGUGAAUAAACAGUUGGAAGAAGCCCAGCAGAAAAUUCAGUUGAAUGACUUGGAAAGGAAUCCUGCUGGAGCAGAUGAGUGGCAGAUGCGCUUUGAUUGUGCUCAGAUGGAGAACGAGUUCCUCAGAAAGCGUCUGCAGCAAUGUGAGGAGAGGCUGGACUCGGAGCUGACAGCCAGGAAAGAGCUGGAGCAGAAGCUCGGGGAGCUGCAAAGCGCUUAUGAGGGGGCCAGGAAGAUGGCUCAGCAACUGAAGAGGAAGUGCCACCAUCUUACCUGUGACCUGGAGGACACCCGUGUCCUGCUAGAGAACCAACAGAGUCGAAACCAUGAGCUAGAGAAGAAGCAGAAGAAGUUUGACCUGCAGCUGGCCCAGGCCCUAGGUGAGUCUGUGUUUGAAAAGGGUCUCCGCGAGAAAGUGACCCAGGAGAACACCAGUGUCCGGUGGGAGCUAGGCCAGCUGCAGCAGCAGUUGAAGCAAAAGGAGCAGGAAACUUUGCAGCUGAAGCAGGAGGUGGAGAUGCUACAGGACCAUAAACGGGAGCUGCUGGGAUCACCAUCUCUGGGGGAAAAUUGUGUUGCUGGCUUGAAGGAGAGACUCUGGAAGUUGGAAUCCAGUGCCAUUGAGCAGCAGAAAAUCCAGAGCCAGCAGGAAAGCACCAUAAAGCAGCUGGAGCAGCUCCGCCAGCGGUUUGAGCUGGAGAUUGAGCGGAUGAAGCAGAUGCACCAGAAGGACCGUGAGGACCAGGAGGAGGAACUGGAGGAUGUCCGUCAGUCCUGCCAGAAGCGGCUCCGUCAGCUAGAAAUGCAGCUGGAGCAAGAAUAUGAAGAGAAGCAGAUGGUUCUCCAUGAGAAGCAAGAUUUGGAAGGCUUGAUUGGAACCCUCUGUGACCAGAUUGGCCAUCGGGACUUUGACGUGGAGAAGCGACUUCGGAGAGACCUCAAGAGGACACAUGCGCUGUUGUCAGACGUGCAGCUCCUUCUGGGCACCAUGGAGGAUGGCAAGACGUCAGUCAGCAAGGAGGAGCUGGAGAAAGUGCACAGCCAGCUGGAGCAUAGUGAAGCCAAGUGUGAGGAGGCCUUGAAGACCCAGAAGGUGCUCACAGCAGACCUGGAGAGCAUGCACAGCGAGCUGGAGAACAUGACACGGAACAAAAGCCUGGUGGAUGAGCAGCUGUACAGGCUGCAGUUUGAGAAGGCGGACCUCUUGAAGCGCAUCGAUGAGGACCAGGAUGACCUGAAUGAGCUGAUGCAGAAGCACAAGGACCUCAUUGCCCAGUCUGCUGCUGAUAUCGGGCAGAUCCAAGAACUUCAGCUGCAGCUGGAGGAAGCCAAGAAGGAGAAGCAGAAGCUUCAAGAACAACUGCAGGUGGCUCAGAUGCGCAUUGAGUACCUGGAGCAGUCCACCGUGGACCGAGCCAUCGUCAGCAGGCAGGAGGCAGUCAUCUGUGACCUGGAGAAUAAGACGGAGUUCCAGAAGGUGCAGAUUAAGAGAUUUGAGGUCCUGGUGAUCCGGCUUCGGGACAGCCUGAUCAAGAUGGGGGAAGAGCUUUCUCAGGCGGCCACAUCUGAGUCCCAGCAGCGGGAGAGCAGUCACUACUACCAGCGGCGCCUGGAGGAGCUGAAGGCCGACAUGGAAGAGUUGAUGCAGCGGGAGGCUGAGGCCAGCCGGCGGUGCAUGGAGCUGGAGAAGUACGUGGAGGAACUUGCGGCAGUGAGGCAGACCCUCCAGACAGACCUGGAGACGUCCAUUCGGCGGAUUGCUGACCUGCAGGCAGUCUUGGAAGAAGUGGCAUCCAGUGACAGUGAUACUGAGAGUGUCCAGACGGCAGUGGAUUGUGGCAGCAGUGGCAGAAAAGAGAUGGAUAACGUCUCCAUCCUCAGCUCCCAGCCAGAGGGCAGUCUGCAGUCCUGGUUGAGCUGUACUCUGUCCCUGGCCACAGAUACUAUGAGGACUCCUUCUCGACAGUCAGCCACCAGCAGCCACAUUCUCAGCCCCAGGAAGUAACGUUUCUGUCAACAACGUCAGCUCCUUCUCAGCUCUUCGUUUCCUGCAGUUCCUGUCUUGCCCGACCCCUGCAGAGUGGAAGAAGGUGAUGGAUGGGUAGAGAAAGGGGAGAUGGACAGCUGCCAGGGAAGAAUCUGUGAUUCGGGAGCCUUUUGGUGACAUGCACUGUCAAAGGACUAGGACAGAAUGGCUUUUUCAAACAGCAUAAAUAGAAAACCAGUGGGCCCGAGCGCUCGCUGCUACAUAAUGAACGUGCCUGCCUUUUGCUAGCAACAUUUUAAAUCAGUAAUUGGCCCGACAGGGGACGUGAACUGUUCACUGAGUCACAGAAUAGGACAGAAAAUCUCAGAAUGGCUUCACCUCCCAUCAGGAAAGCCGCCUGUGUGCCAAGCCCUGUAGAGAUGCAUUUCUGGCAUUUGGAGGAGUGCAGACAUUCAAAAUAAGAAAGGGCUUCAGAGGACAACCGUCCCCAAGGUCCCCGGUCUUUUCCACAUCAGAAGACUCUUUGAUAUGUUCCCCUCUUUCCCUAGGGCCCCUUGUUCUAAAGGAUACAGUCGGCAAACUAAACUGCUCUGAUCAUCUAAAAAAAAAAAAGGAUGUUUCCCACAGAAUAACCACAGAUCUAUAUAACGGAUGAUCACUUAGUUAAUAUGAUGCCUCUAAAAGAUAAGCGGCCUGUCUCAUCUAAAAUAAUCAUAAUGUCAAUAAUAAUAUGAUUUUAUUGGGUGCUUGCUAAAGCUCAGAUGAGGGAUUUACAAUGCUUAUCCUACUUCAUCCUUACGAGACUAUCAUAAAGUUGUCUUUAUUUCAGAGUUCAGGAAACAGAAGCAUGGAGUCCUGUAACUUACUCAACUAGGAUCAAAACCCAGGUUUAUCUGACCGCAAAGUCAGUCUUUUUUUUUGUGAUUUAGCUUCCAAAGUACAUUGCCUAUACUUAACCACUCCAUGCUACAGUUUUUCUAUUAGUCUUUUUGAAAUAUUGACACUCAUUUUGGGGAAUGUCCAUCAACUUCUUCACAAGCUUCUGCAAGAUUGGAGGCUCUAGGGGUUAAGUGUUGUUGUUUUCCUUUAAUAGUUAAAGAAUGGAGACCCACAGAGGGCUGGAAACUUGCUCAGUAUCGACCUAGCUAAUUAGCAGCAACACUAAUUUUAAAUGCUAGCUUUAAAAAUUCUGGGUUCUGAGAUCUUUAUGUCACUCUCAAUUUGAGGAAGUAAUAGUUGAAUACCUACCAGAGGGAGAGCGGAUAAAUAGCAAGCAUGUCAUCCCCCUCAUGACCAAUAGCCAUGGCAGACAUUACUAAUAGAUCAUGAAACUCUUUCCUGCUGAAUCUGGAUGUGGCUCUAUGCAGGCACUCCCAAUCAAUUAGAAUUGGCAAAUGAGACAAAUCUUGUUCACUAUUGGCACCAUAUGCAACACUGUUCAAGGUCCUCAAGAUGAUGUAAAACAAGCACGAAAUGAGGGUCUGCUUUCAAAAAUGCUAUCACUUUCAGAAAAUUAUUUCAGUCCAAAGUAAUUUCUUUCGAAGUACUAGGGCAGACCAACUUCUAAUGCCAGUGAUUUUUGGAGACAGGCAAUAUCAUGAGUAGAUUGAUAACCUGUUCAUAAAGUCAAGAUCAACCAGGACGAGCGUAGGGAUAGGGACCAUCUUGAGGAGAUGGGAUGUGAGAAUGUGAGUGGGAGAAGGUGGUUGCUGGAGGGUCAGUCAAUAGGGGAAGGCAUUAACUCAAGAGAAAUGUGUGAGUGCAUGAAGCGGAGAGUGGGGGUGGAAAUGUAAUCUGACAAGGAGGGACACUGAAAUCGAUAGCUCAGAGAGAAUGCAGUAUCCAUUGUGCUCCAGGAACAGCAAUAGUUUGCAUGUUUAUCUCCUCAAACUUCAUGUUGAAAUUUGAUCCCCAGAACUGAAGGUGGGGCCCAAUGGGAGGUAUUAGGGUCAAAGAGAAAGAUUCCCCAUGAAUGGCUUUGAGCUGUCCUCAUAGUAAUGAGUGCAAUUCUCACUCAAUUACUUCUUGCAAGAGCUGGUUGUUAAAAAAAGGCCUGGCAUCCCCCCCACUUUUCCUCUCUCAUCAUGGGAUCUCUGCACACACACUCUCCUUUGUCUUCCACCGUUAGUGGAAGCAACUUGAGGCUCUCACCAGAUGCAGAUACUGGCGCCAUGUUUCUUGUACAGCCUGCAGAACCGUGAGCCAAAUAAUCCUCUUUUCUUUAUAAUUACACAGCCUCAGGAAUUCCUUCAUACAACGCUAAGUGGACUAAGACAUGGACGAAGCUGAGAUUUAAGGGUGGAUGGAGCAGGUGAAAAAUAUUCAUUGUGGCAUAUCAACACUUCCAAUCAAGAUAGCUCUUCUCUUUGCCUCUUCACCUUUUUUAAAGAAGUGACCGUGGUAAAAGAAAGAGUUAUAGAAUUGGGAGAAAGUGAUAAUAUAAUAUAGACCCUUCCAAAACCUUUGGGACAUUUUCCCCCUCUGAAAUAGACUUGGACAAGGACAUUUUCUGACUCCCAGAAGUGGUGAAUGCCACGUGAUCAGCAAAUUCUGUCAAGACUCUCCCAGCCAAACAAGUCUAUGUCAUCUUGCUUGUUACUUUACCUCUUUAAAGGCAAUGACUACUGAGACGAUGGAUCUCAGAAACAUUAGCAAAGGGAGUCGAAAGAACAAAGGGAAGAGGAUCCAAAUGUGGAGUGAAGAAGAAGGAGAUGGUGUGAGUUACUAAGUACAGAACAGCCCAACUCCAUGGUGGGAAAGAAAGAAACUAUGCAAAUGCCAGGAUAAGCAUUUCCACUUUGGAAUUCUAGGAAAUGAGAGUUUUCUGGAGAAGUUUUUCAUCAAGGAAGAAAUUCUAUCUCAUGAAUGUGUCAAGAUUUAGAACCAAGCCCCUUUCACAGGCAAGGGAAGCUCAGGUGCGCGUUGACUGUGCCCUGAGUUUGGGAAAGAGGACAGUGUCUUCCUGGGCUAAGCAGCUGUCUGCACCACUUUGAAUCAAUUUCCACUUGAACAUGUGGCCACUGCCUUCCAAACUCCAUCUUCGAACCCCAAGAAUGCAUCAUACAGAAUUAGUCUCACAAUUCCACAGACAAAACUAGCUUCUGCGAUGAGAUAUCAGCCCUUGACUGGCGGUUAAUUACGUACAAUUCAAAAUAAACCCCCUGUUGUUCAAAUCACCCUUGCCUCUGGAGCUCUUGGAAGAAGAAAUUGCAUGCCAUCCUGGGUAAGGUUGGAGAAGGUGUCUGGGUCUAGGCUGCAACAUUUGGCACAUCUUAAAGACACACGUAAGAACAACACGGUAGAUUGUUGUGAGAGCUGAGGACAGACUUUGCAAAUCAGAAUUCUGGGGGAAAUGAUUUUAAGCAUAAAAAUGUUUUUUUAAUGAUUAUUCUAUCAGCCUUGUGAUCGGUGCAGGACUUUGUUCCUGUUGAAAGAAGUAAAGCCUUGGUACAUCCCCAGCAUCCUUUAGUGAGCUCUCUAGGGCAGGGAUCAGGGAACCGCAGCCUGUCAGCCACGUUCUACUCACUCCUUGUUUCACCAGAACACAUCAUUUGUUUACAUAUGUUCUAUGGCUGCUUUGAACUACAACGGAAGAUGUGAGUAGCUGCAGUGGAGACCAAAUAGCCUGAAUGGCUCACGGAGCCUAAAUUAUUUACUACCUGGCUCUUUAUAGGAAAAAGUUUGCCAAUCCUUGAUUUGGGGAAACAUCAGGGAAACCACCUAACCCUGUGUUUUGAAGCUGGGUUCUGCUGGUCCAUGACCUUCUGAUCUUUCCUCUGCUCUGGGAAGGAAAUUUGCAGUGUAGGAAAUUGCAAAGGAGCUGUCUCCCAUAAGUGUGUUUGAGGCUCCUCGGCCAACUGUCUUCUGUCUGGAAUCGGCAAUGGCAGAUACUGACAGUAGACUAAAGAAGGAAAAGAUUAAACACACACACAUGUAUACACGUAUACACACACACAUUUACAUAUACACACAAACAGCACAAACACACCCACCCACACAUUUAUACAUAUGUACCUUAUACACACACAAAUAUGCACACAGAUACACACAUGCAUGCAUAUACAUCUACAUACAUAUCCACAAAAACAUGCACACAUUUAUACAUAUACACAUACACAUAUGCACGUAUACACACGUACACAUACACACAAGCAUAUAUACCUAUACACAAUAGACACAUAACAGACACAUGCCCACAGUUUUACAUAUACACAUAUACACACAUACAUUCACAUGCAUGCACACACUCAUGUAUGCACACAUGAACACAUACCACAUAUAUACACAUAUACAUACACACACAUGCACGUGCACACACACGUGCGCACACACACACACCAGUCAGCAUCUCCAGUGGCAACCGUCAACCUUCUGUGGCUGCAGUUACUGUUGCCUGGCCCCCUGUGGUGCCAGCUUUUGCUGAGGGAUUCCAGAUCCUGAAUUCUUCCUAACAGGAGGUGGUAGGAACUUCCUGCCAUACCACUCUCUGUGAUAUCCCAAGGUUGCUAGUAAACUCCUCAGCCCUUCCAUCCCUGUAUAACCAGUUCCUUUUGUCAGAUUCCUGCUUUUAAAUCCAUAGAUUUGUUUCUGUUCUCUUGAUUGGGUCCUGACAGCUCCAGGUCCUGACCCUGAAUCCUGGCCACAGCGUGAUAGUCCUGUUAGGGUCAGCUUUCUGUUUUCCACUUUGAUGUGGCUGUUGGAGUUUUGCUUUGAAUAUUGGGUGGCUGUGUUCUUUCAAAUUGUUGGAGCAGCUUCAUGAGCUAAGGAGUCCUUGCUAGAAUCAUGGCUUCUCCACCCUCACCAGAUGAAUAUCCAUCUCCAACUUCCAGUAUCUCUCUCCUGCCCACAGUGAGAUGGGACUCCAAGGAGGUGGCACUAUAACAGCUCUCAGCUCCUGCGCUCCUACCACCAGGAAAAGUCAUUCUUAUGAUGCUCUUUGCUUGUUUCUGCACUGCUCACACUCCCAACACCCUCCGCCCAACUCCAGCCUCUUAGCCACGUAGAUAAUAACCCUGACCUCACUCCUACUGCAGAUUGUUCGGUUUUGAUGCUCUCAACAUGUGAAUCUUAGCCCUUUCUAGCCCAUCAUUUUUCCAUGAUUUAAAAAUUGAUCCUGGAAAAAAAAAAUCAGUGAUCAAAACAUUUUAGAAAAUGCUGGGUUAAACAAAUUAAAAGAGGUCUCUUCAAUACAGGACUUCUCAGAGCCUUCAAAAUAAGAGGCAACCAGGAUGGCAGUGUUUUCAAAGCUAGUUUGAGCCUGGAACUUUUCAUAUCUGUGUGUGAACCAUCUCAUGGGACUUGGGAUCCAUGAAACAUUAUUUGAUAUGAUGAAUGCUUGUUGUUUCUGUCUGUCCAGCUUCCAUCUUUCUCUUACCCCCUUCUUCUGGUGACAGGAUAACUCUCUUGAAUCAGAGACCUUUUCCUUCUGGUAUCAGUGGGACUGACCUUUCCACCAUCAUCUUCAAAAACAGAAUUGUCACAUCAUCUAGUCGUGUCCACAGUGGUUGACUGAGGUCGGGAAGUUAUCUAAACUGGGACAACCAGAGUCCUUAGGGAGAUUUCCUAACAACCAUUUCAGGUUUCAGGAAGCACUUGUUCUUUCUUUCACUGGGGCUGUUGAGUUCCUAGAAUAUUAGUGGGCCAGGGGUCUAAUGGCUAUGAGGUAUGGAGAAACUAUUGGAAUAGAAACCAAGCCAAGAGCGAUAACAGAAUUGACAGCUAGAGAGAAAGCAGAACCCUGACAGUAUUUCCUAAGCCCCUGGACCCAGUCAAGCCUGAAACUGGUUCCAUUCCUCUGACUCCUUAAUUACAUGAGCUAAGAAAUCCUACCCCUCCAUUUUUAUUUUACUACUGUUAAUAAUUUUAUUCUUGCUGAAGGUAGUUUGAAUUCACCUUUUCGUCUCUCACAAAUAAAACAUGCCUGGCUAAUAGAUGGAGAAAACACAGCCUCUUCUGGCUCGAAGUACAUGCCAUGCUGCCUUGGGUCAGAAUCCCCCUGCUGGCUUUGAAUCCUUACAACACAAUCCCCAAGGUCAGGCCCUGUGCUUGGUGUUCCGUCCCAGCCACUUGAGGUCCCCUGAAGAGAGAAGGCCGUAUAGAGGUCAGGGCUUGAAUGGGAGAAGACAGAGGGAGUGAGACAAGACCACCAGGAGCCUCCAUCCAUGAAUAAUCUUUCCAAAGCCAGGUCUCAGUCUCCACAUUCUGGGUCUUGGCUUUGUGUGCACCCACUAGGUGGGACUUCAGGGCAUGGUCACCCAGCCCUGUGCCACUUCUUAAAUUAUGCCAUGAUUCUCCAUGUGCCCUGAAUUUCCAUCUUCUCUGCUGUUAUACCAUUCCAACACCAAAGAUCAUUGAUUCCAACCCUGGAAUGAUGUACUUGGUGCAACUAGAAAACAACAUAUGUUGACUUGAAUGAUAUUCAGAUUAAUAAAUGAGAGACUCCAAGGCCUUGCAGCUGAGAAGCAGCUUUAAUUUGGAAAUUACUCACGUGGAAUGGCAGCAGUGCCAAGAAUACAGGUGUAAACAAGUGGCAGAAAUGAGAAGAACCUGAUGCGUGAAGAGAACAAUGAAAAUAUUACCUCGUAUGCUAAACAGCCCUCAACAUUGGGAAAAAGCUUCCACAAUCUUGCUGAUGCUGAAACCACCUCUGAGCAGAUGAAGAUGAUCAGCCCCCUUUUGCGAAGGAGAUCAUCAAAGUGGCCAAGAAUAUACAAAGUGACCCAAAGUGCCCAAUGUCAGGUAGGCAGAGGGGGCAGUCAGGGCUUGAAUGUGAGAUGCCUGACACAGAUCCAGGUCUCUUUGCAAGUCGGAUAGGGAUGGUUAGCUGGUUUCCAUCUCCGAUCAACAUGAAACUGACUCUAUUUCCCAUUUUUCAGCCAUCCCAAAGGCUCCACCCCAAAAUCCAAAGUUUGCCUCAACACUAAACACCAUUUUGAUAGAAUGUCUACGUUUUCCUUCAACCAUUAGCCUUCCCAGUUGCCACGUGGGAAAACUGCGUCUAUAGAUUCCAGCUCAAACAAUAAAGGGUUAAGGGAUAAAAAAUAGUAUGAUAGCAAUUAAAGCUCUUCUUUUUCCUGAUCACUUAUUUCUUGAUUUGGUAGCUAAAAGCCUAUUAUGGCAUCUUAAGACAUCAAAGAGUGGUUUCUGUGGGGGGAAGGAGGCAAUCCUUUAAAAUAUGGUGGACAUAAGUAGAUCUUCUCUCUGUUUGCAAACCCAACCAACUCCAUUAAGAUGAACUAACUGUCCCUAAUAAGGACAGCAGCCAUCGGUUAAACAAUUAACAUAUCUUUAGAGUCCUUCUCCCCAAAUCAUCCAUAAGCUCCAGGAAAAAACAUGUGCCUGCCUUGUUCCUUAUUCUGUAUGUUCAGCUAUAUUAUUCUAGAUGCUUCAAGAAAAACAUGUGCCUGCCUUGUUCCUUAUUCCGUAUGUUCAGCUAUAUUAUUCUAGAUGCUUCAAGAAAAACAUGCGCCUGCCUUGUUCCUUAUUCCGUAUGUUCAGCUAUAUUAUUCUAGAUGCUUCAAGAAAAACAUGUGCCUGUCUUGUUCCUUAUUCCGUAUGUUCAGCUAUAUUAUUCUACAUGCUUCAAGAAAAACAUGCGCCUGCCUUGUUCCUUAUUCCGUAUGUUCAGCUAUAUUAUUCUAGAUGCUUCAAGAAAAACAUGCGCCUGCCUUGUUCCUUAUUCCGUAUGUUCAGCUAUAUUAUUCUAGAUGCUUCAAGAAAAACAUGCGCCUGCCUUGUUCCUUAUUUCGUA
Callithrix jacchus (white-tufted-ear marmoset) is the source of this 14477-nucleotide messenger RNA. It is a transcript of the gene MYO18B, whose product is annotated as myosin XVIIIB. The record is from RefSeq and is a predicted model, not a curated record. Gene Ontology annotation, molecular function: ATP binding; actin filament binding; cytoskeletal motor activity. Gene Ontology annotation, biological process: actomyosin structure organization. NCBI's taxonomy places the organism in Eukaryota, Metazoa, Chordata, Mammalia, Primates, Cebidae. Gene Ontology annotation, cellular component: cytoplasm; unconventional myosin complex; myosin filament.